Oncorhynchus keta (chum salmon) is the source of this 2730-nucleotide messenger RNA. It is a transcript of the gene tmem232, whose product is annotated as transmembrane protein 232. The transcript has 13 exons. The record is from RefSeq and is a predicted model, not a curated record. NCBI's taxonomy places the organism in Eukaryota, Metazoa, Chordata, Actinopteri, Salmoniformes, Salmonidae. The coding region runs from base 131 to 2101 and encodes 656 amino acids.
CACAGCAAACAAACGAGACAUGUACACGAGAUGAGAGUGAAAUUCCAUAGACGUAGGCAAGGAAAACAGGUGUCUACAAAAUUAUGAAAGCUGACAACGUUGUCAUUUUGUAUUUAUAAAACUGUGCAAAAUGCCUAUAAUUAAAGUUCCAGUUGUCCAUAAUUUGGGUAUAAUUUCCCAAACACACAAAGAGGAUUUGCAAAAAAGACUUUUCAAAAAAGCUCAGGAAAUAACAAUCACAACCAAUUCAAAGGCUACCAGAAACCCAUUUGAAAUAACAGAGGAGUUUAUCAGAAAGUACAACAAUUCCCAUGGCUCUGAGGAACAAGAAAAGUAUAAUGAGCUGGCACGACAACUACUUAGCCGAAGCAAGCGCAGAGCUGGACUGAAAUGCAUGGGUGAGGGCUACCACGUUCAGCUUCCUCUGGCAUGGGCAGAGCUGCUGUUGCUUGGUUUGUGCCGUGGUAAAAUUCAAAAUGACAGACAUUGUGUUACCUCUUUAGAUUCCCUGGAUUCCCUUCUGAUGUCACUGGACCAUGCUCCAGUGCAUGCAGAACAGAUUCCCGCCCUCUUUUACCUUGGAGAGUCAGUCUUGUACUGGGUCUGUACUGAUACGUCCCAGAAGCCCAAUUUGUACACCUGCGAAGUGAAAAUACUGAAGCUGGGAUAUUUGGUCUUCUUGAGACUAUUUCUCUUUCACAUCUCUGGAAACCUGAGUGGAUACCAAAGAAGCAAAUCCCAUCUUCACGUUUUUUUAAAAGCUCUGUCUCAGUGUGAGCCAUGCUACCAACCGUAUCCAAACAUCUUACUCUCAGUGCACUUCAUGUUACGUUCAGGGGAGAUCAUUUGUGGACUGGAACCUUUUGAAGAUGAUUCAGCAUCAGCUCAGGCAGACUGUCAGGAGUAUGACAUGAACCAGGUGCUCUGGCAUUGUCUUCUCAGUUGGUACUGCGUACAAAACAAUGUCCGCCAGCUCUCCCAAGUGGCACAGCACCUCAUCAUGCUGAGAGAGGAGCUGCAGAAAGAAAACUGGGUGGACUGUGCUUUGGGAUUAAUGGUUCUGGGUGAGGCUGCAAAGUCCAGCUUGUUGUGCCUUCAGAUGUUGAUGAGUCUCCACAUCAACCCAAAGACAGAGCAGGAUGGGAUUAUAGAAGAAAACGAAGGUAUGUCUCAGAGUGGUUGCUGGCCAUGGCAGUUGGAACACAUCUAUACCACUGUGUUAGCAGACAUAUGCCAGCAUAGCAGCAAUGCAGAGAUACAGAAAACAGCUCUGCUGGGCAGUCAAACCCCUCCAGGAUAUCACAAUACUGAUGGACUGCUUAAACUUCUGAACCACUCUGGCGCCGAGGCCUGGCAGCUGCGCUACAGUGCUGUUCAGGCGUUGGUGUGCAUAUGCCGAGGGCUCAGCGGAGCUGUGUUGCAGGAGGGGCUGAGGAAUGUGGCCUGGAUCACUCUGCAGGAACACCUGUGCCAAGAGACUGACCAAAGAGUCGGAGAUGCCGCGCGGGUUAUAGAGGCUGAAAUGAAUGUUUCAGAGAGCAGUCUUCUCAGUGAGGGAGGGAAGCCAUCAUCAUCUACCUCUGCUUCUAGCGUACCCGCUAGUCUACCUGGCCAACUGAUCACCUGGAGGUUAGCAUGUACCCUCUCACAGCUCUACCUUCCCCCCACGCCUCUCCAGCUCACCCCCUACACCAAGGCCAAGAAGAAACCACCACCUCCCUCCAACAGGCCUAGGCUGGAAGCCUGUUCUCCACUGCCUAAAGAAACACUCCCUGGCCCUGCCAGUAAGACGCAGCAUCCAACCAGACAUCCAGAGGAAUAUCACAGUGCCCCGGGAAAAAGUAAGAAACAUCAAACUUACAUGGACUUCAAUGCACGUACAGAUGUUGACUUGAUGAGAGUUGUGGAGGACCAGUGGCAAAAAGAACUACAGAUCAAAAUGGCAGAGGAGGAAGAUGCUGAACAAAAUGAAUUAGAGAAAGUACAAAAGGAACAAGAGGAACAAUUCAAAGAGAUUAUGAGGAGGCGGGUGGAGAAAGUCAAGAAGGACACCAAACCAUAUGAGCUGCCUGAAUAUCAACAAACGGGAGGUCAAAUCUGAAUCUGAAAGAGACAUACAUGACUUGUGCUAUGCACUUUGUUAUAAUACUGAUCCAAAAACAUUUUUACCAUGGUGAUUGCAUCUAGCAUUAUUUUGGAGGGAAUAGUGUCUUUACAACAAGUGCAAAUGGUUUUAUGCACUUUAUUUCAUUUAAUUGGCCAAGGUAACUUGGGUUUCAUCCUUUUUUAAUCUCACAUUAUAUUUACAGAAAGAUAGAAAAAAAAAACGGACAAAAUGUGACUCUUAGCGAGUAACAUUGGUAGACAUUUGUGUGAACAUUCCAAGUGAACUCGCAGUGCAGUUUCCCUUUACCUGCAAGUGAUUGAAUGGAACAAAACAUCUGACUUGUGUGCUCUACCAAGAGGAGCCUCACAAAACGACAGUAGAGUUGGCGUAAGUGAGGACGUUGCACAUCUCUGUUGAAGCAGUAGAUAUACUGCACUGAGGUUAUCAUAAGAUGUGAUUUAAAAAAAAGUAAAAAAAUGUGAUAGCUGUGUAAAGCAACAUAAAAUGUUUUAUCACUCACCACAGUACAUAUACAGUGGGGAGAACAAGUAUUUGAUACACAGCCCAUUUUGCAGGUUUUCCUACUUACAAAGCAUGUAGAGGUCUGUAAUUUUUAUUAUAGG